AUGACUGCCCCGGAGCAGCCCGCCGGGGGGGCAGAAUCGCCUUCUCAGUCUCCCAGCGAGCCCCUCGCCCAACAGACUGCCACCCAUGCCGAGCCCAACAGACCCGACGCCGCAGUGGCUGUAGACUCUUCCGUGGCAAAGGAGCCCGAAGAAGACUCGCAAGCCAGUGGUGUAGUCGAGAAAGAACCCUCAACGAUCAGCCAAACGGCUUCCGAUACCGCACACGCGCCUGAGCCCAUCUCCGAGACGCAAGCCCCAACUACACCGCCUGCGCAGACCGGCUCCAAAAUGUCAGAACAGCUCGCGGACGCCGUCACCACCACUAGAAAGCAAGCCGACGAUGCUUCAGCCAGCGCACAGGACCGCGACAUGUCUGCGUCAGCAAUCACCAUCAAUCCCCUCAAGGACAACCACGCCGACAUUUCUACCCAGUACCUCACACCAGAACCAUCAAGCUAUGUCGACCCCACACCAGCAACUCCGAUAACCUCCCAGCCGUCCUCACGAUCGCCCUCCAAUGCCGCCAGGUCACACCGCUCCGAUGAAUUCUCGCCGACGAGGUCUCCCGCCGAGAAUGACGACAAGAGAUAUGCUAGCGAAGAGGAGCCCGACGGCGGGUCGCGAUCCGAGAUUCAGAGCAUCAUGGAACAAUUCAGCGAGUACGGAGGCGGGCCCGACGCCGACGAGGUCAUGAGCCCGAGGCUGGAGAUAACCUCUCCCUUGUUUGGUAGCGGUCCCAUGCAGCAUCCGCCCAGAAAAUCGAGCCUCGAGCCAGUCUCCGCCGGCGUUACCAGCCAGCCGCAGGAUGCGGAUGCCGCUGGCCCCUCUACCUCUUCCCUGGCCAAGGACCAAGAAAGUGCCGAUGACCACGGCCCGCCAGUACCUCCCAAGGAUGGAUCGUUUGGCACGCCGCCCCGGAACAGAGAUGCCCGGGGAUCGACCGCCCUUGCCUCCCCAACAUCUCCUCAACUAUCUAUGCACCGCCCGCCCCCUCCGGAGCCCGAGCCCGAGCCCACGCUUCCCUUUGACUUUCACAGAUUCCUUGAGCAGCUGCGAAAUAAAAAGGCCGACCCCGUCGCGCGCUACCUCAAGUCCUUUUUGACCGAGUUUGCCAAGCGCCAGUGGAUGGUGCAUGAGCAGGUCAAAAUUAUCAGCGAUUUUCUAGCCUUUAUUGCCAACAAAAUGAUGCUCUGCGAGGUGUGGCGCGAUGUCUCGGACGCAGAGUUUGACAACGCGCGCGAAGGUAUGGAGAAGCUUGUCAUGAAUCGACUGUACUCUCAAACCUUUUCGCCUGCCAUUCCGCCUCCCAAGCCCGUUCCCGGCGUCAGACCCAAGAAGCGCGGAGGCGAGAUGCCGCUCGGACCAGGUCGUCGCGGACAACACCAGGAGGAUGUCGAGCGUGACGACAUUGUCGCACAAAAGAUCAACAUUUACGGCUGGAUCAAGCCCGAGCAUCUGGAUAUUCCGGCCAUUGAAGACAGUGGACGAAAGUUUCUAAAGCUGGCGCAGCAAGAAUUAUUGAAGAUCAAGUCAUAUCGUGCUCCACGGGACAAAAUUAUUUGCGUUUUGAAUUGCUGCAAAGUAAUCUUUGGCCUCCUUAAACAUAACAAAUCUGACUCGUCGGCCGACUCUUUUAUGCCCCUACUAAUUUACGUCGUUCUCCAAUCCAAUCCUGAACAUUUAGUAUCUAAUGUACAAUACAUUUUGCGAUUUCGUAACCAGGACCGCCUCGGCGGCGAGGCUGGUUACUACCUGUCGUCACUGAUGGGCGCGGUGCAAUUCGUUGAAAACAUGGACCGCACAUCCCUCACCAUUAGCGACGAGGAGUUCGAAAAGAGCGUCGAGGCUGCCGUGUCCGCCAUUGCUGAGCGCAACCAGGCCUUGUCGCCCACGAUUCGUCAGCAGGCCACCUUUUCCGAGAAGCCAGCCUGGGGCACCGGCGGCCACAGCCACGGUCACGACGGGGCAUCCCCGUCAUCGGCGCGCCCAAGCUACGACGGCGAGGCGGAGCCGGGCGAGGGCGCGGCCAUCUCUGGCCUCUUGCGCACCAUUCAGCGUCCUCUAACGACUAUUGGGCGCAUGUUCUCCGACGAACCUGCGUCCUCGCCAUCGUCCGGAACCAGUAGCACCCGCCCUCAUUCUAGCAAUGUGCCUCCGAGAUCCUCGCAGGACGGUGGCUCCUUGCCGCGGCGCAGCGCGGAGCAAGUCCGCGCAUCUGCGCGCCCGCAGCAGCAGGAACAGCUACAGCAACCCGCUCCGCGUAUACUCUCGGCAGAGGAGGCCGCAGCGCGGCAAGCGAGCGCGGAGACGGCCGAGGCGCAACGUCUACAGCGCGCCGAGCACGCCAAUGUCGUGGAGACGCUGGCGGGCAUGUUUCCCGACUUGGACAAGGAUGUUAUCAGCGACGUGGUCUAUGAAAAGGAGGGAAGGUGA
Molecule: messenger RNA, 2433 nt
Organism: Beauveria bassiana ARSEF 2860
Lineage: Eukaryota; Fungi; Ascomycota; Sordariomycetes; Hypocreales; Cordycipitaceae
Product: vacuolar protein sorting-associated protein
Exons: 4
Coding region: 1-2433 (810 amino acids)
Biological process (GO): vesicle-mediated transport
Cellular component (GO): endocytic vesicle; cytosol
Molecular function (GO): small GTPase binding; guanyl-nucleotide exchange factor activity; ubiquitin binding
Source: RefSeq, a predicted model, not a curated record